This is a messenger RNA of Phialemonium atrogriseum, 2496 nucleotides long. Its product is annotated as pectate lyase. The coding region runs from base 1 to 2496 and encodes 831 amino acids. Lineage: Eukaryota; Fungi; Ascomycota; Sordariomycetes; Cephalothecales; Cephalothecaceae. The transcript has 8 exons. The record is from RefSeq and is a predicted model, not a curated record. Gene Ontology annotation, molecular function: protein binding.
AUGGUGCACUUCCGGCUCGCUGUCUUGACCAGUUCGCUGGUGAUCGCGGCGCUUGCCCAGCAGCCGGCACCCAACCCGCGCAGCUCCCGGCUAAAGGUCCGUCUCAACCCGAGCAAUAUCCGCGACCUGGAGGAUCCCGACUUCAACGUGUGGACGAUCAACCCGGACUCCACUUCGGCGUCCGGGAGCUGGAAUAACGUCGACUUUACCCUCGCCACUGACGGCAGCUCCAAGUUAUACGGAAACUGGUAUAAAGUCGCGUAUUCGAGGGUCGUGUCCUUCUUGGGUGAGAGGGUCAUCGGCGAGGGCAUCACGACGGACGACCAGCUUGGACUGCCGCUCACCUUGUCCAUCAAGGGCCUCUCUCCCGGAAACCAUACCCUCCUAGCUUGGCACAACUGCUGGGAUAAGUUGGAGUCCGUUGCACCGCUCAACAUCACUGUUGAUGGGAAACCUGUGGUCCAAAAUCUCCCACAAUCUGUCCGUGCCGACAAUAUCUGGGACGCCGCCUACUCUUACCUCCGCCUAAACGUCGCGUCCGCCAGCGAGACCGUCAAGGUUACGUACACGCCCAGUACUGGAAACGACACUCGAGUUUAUUUGAACGGCUUCCAGAUCGAUGCCCCGGCUACGGGCAACUUGGUUUCCUUCCCGUCUCCUUCCCACACCGAUGAGCACGUUGAGCUGAACGGUGCGACGAGCUUGACUGCCUCCUGGACCGCUCCGCGUCUUCCCAAAGCCCCCAAAUACAACGUGUAUCUCGGCACGUCCCCUGAGAAGCUCACGAGCGUCAGUCUUAAACAGACAGAAACCAAUGUCGUACUUUCUGACCUUAACACACACGACACGUAUUAUUGGCGUGUUGACGUUGUGUCUGGUUGCAAUUUGUAUAUCGGCAACGUCUUCAAGUUCCGAGUGGCCCAACUUGCCUUUCCCGGGGCUGAGGGCUGGGGCCGUUGGGCUCGAGGCGGACGUGGCGGAAAGGUGGUCCACGUUACAACCCUAGAGGACAAUGAGGAACCCGGCAGUCUUCGAUAUGCUCUUACGAAAGUAGCUGGGCCUAGAAUCGUUGUCUUCGACGUUGGUGGUGUCAUCACAACCACGAGUCGACUCUCGGUCAACGACACAUCCAUCACUCUCGCGGGUCAUACCGCCCCCGGCAAGGGAAUUGUCGUCCAGGGUUUUCCCAUCGGUCUAACGGGCGCCAGCGAUGUCAUCUUCAGGCACAUGCGCGUCCGCCCGGGCAAGGUAUCCGGCACGACCAUCGAUGGUAUGGGUAUGCAAGGGUCAAACCAUUGCAUCUUCGACCGGUGCUCGAUGGGAUGGGGCAUUGACGAGUCCUUCUCGUCUCGUUCCGCGUACAACAUCACGUUCCAGCGAAACUUCAUCUCCGAACCGCUAAACAUUGCCGGCCACCAGAACUAUCCGCCGGGCACUAAGCAUGGCUUCUCGGCUACAAUCAGUGGCGAUGUGGGCUCCUUCCACCACAAUCUCCUUGCCCACGCCGAGGGACGGUCCUGGAGCAUGGGUGGCAACCUUGACAAUGCGGGAUUUUUCGCAGGGCGUCUGGAUAUUCGGAACAACGUCGUCUAUAACUUUGGCGAUCGCGUUACUGACGGUGGCGCUCACGAGGUUAACUUCGUCGGCAACGUCUACAAACAGGGCCCAGCCAGUUAUCUUACCUACACGUUGCGUGCACAGUAUGAGAACCAACUUCCAGGCACGCAGCAAUAUUUCUGCGACGGCAAUACCAUGUGGGCUACAAACAGCAGUGUCAUCAUCCCCCAGGACUCGGUUCAAUACCCGCCCGGCAACAACACCGACCAUUCCUCCCCCAUCGCAUGCUACGCCGACAUCACCAUCGACCCUCCCCCUCCAUACCAGCACUUCUUUGACGUCCCCUUCUUCGAGCCCCACGUCACCACGCAACCCGCGCUCCAAGCCUACAAGCGCGUCCUCUCCGACCGGGGCGCGCAGCAGCCGGUUCUCGACGACCACGACGAGCGCGUCAUCCGCGAGACGCUGACGGGCACGUACACGUACGUCGGGUCCGUGAGCGGCGAGAAGGGCCUGAUCGACGACCCGGCCGACGUCGGCGGACUCGAGGACUUCCCGACCGUCGUGCGCGACGCCGACUGGGACGCCGACGGCGACGGGAUCGCGGAUUGGUGGGACGGCGAGACGGGUGGGGCGGGGUAUACGCCUAUCGAGGGGUAUCUGAACUUCAUGGCUGAGCCGCAUGGGUUUGUUGAGCCGGGUGGGAGCGUCGAGGUUGAUCUCUCGAGGCUGGCGGCUGGGUUUGUGGCGCCGGUGAAGUUCGAGGUUACGGGAGCGGGUAAGGGGAGCGUUGGUGUUAAUGGGGAUAAGCUGACGUAUAAGGCGGGCGGGAGCCCUGGCAUUGAACGGUUGACUGUUGGGAUUGCUGAUGCUGAGGGCGAUACCUGGGAGCGACCGUAUGGUAUUGCCAUCUUUGCUGGCGCUUCGAAGGCACAGUGA